CAUAAUUAUUUUUAUAUUGAUAAGACGGUCUGACGGUGUUUGAAAAUUUAAAAAUCGGAUCGAAUAUAAUAUAAUUCCUGUAUGGAUACAAAUUGCCAAGAGAAAUAAUAUUAUUUAUUUAAUUUAAUAGAUUCUUAUAGAUCAUCUGAUUGAUGAGACAGUUGUACAAUGACAAUUAUUAUAUUAGAUUUAAGAAAUCUAUCAUUUGACCAAAGCAAAACUGUUGAUGACCAAGAGCCGGCCUAAAAUCUGAAUCCCGUAUUUUUGUGUCAGUCUAUUUAUAGUCGAUCCAGGCAGCUCUUGUAUUUUGCAGCAACUUCGAUUUACAAGUUAACAACUCACCAACUCCUUCGUUAUGGCGGUAAACUAUAUUUUAUUCAAGCAUACUAUUUAAAUGUUUUUGAGUGUACUUUAUUGGGUGUCCAAUUAAUUAUUACGAUGAUAGCCAUUAAUCUAAUACAUCGUCUUAGUCCUAUCUAUUCAUUUGCUCGAUGGACACUAUGUUCCACAGGACUUGUUCGUUACUUACACCCUACAGAUAAAGAGCUUAGACAGUUAUCAGGGAUCAAAAAAAAAGAUUCAAAACCAAGUAAACGAACUAUAAACACUCAAAAUGAUAAUAUUGAUGUAUUUCAGAUACCCAAAAAUUUAGACAUUGAAUUGGUAAGUCAACCUAUUCAAGAACAUGAAAUAUAUCAGCUCAGAUAUUUUAUGGAAUAUCAAUGGCUUGUAAAUUUCUCUUUAUAUGCAGCUUUAGUCUAUUUAAGUACUGAAAUAUACUCUUACUAUUCACCAAUUGAUAAUGAAAUUAAUCUAAGUAUGCUAUGGUGUUCAAUCGUCAUUGUUUUUGCAUUCAAAAUUCUAAUGUCUCUAACUUUAGAAUACUUCCGUGGUGGUUUUGAAUCAUCAGGUGAACGGUCAACUGUAAUAGUUGCAGCUUGUGUUUAUUUAGUGAUUGCUAUGAUUAUUUUAGUCAUAGAUGAAUCUAAACUUGAUGUUCGGUUGGAUACUGCAUACAAAAGCUUUAAUGCAACUUCAACAGCAUUUUUACAUAACCAUGGCUUAUCUUCACAGGGCCCUGCAUCAAAAUUAAUAGUAAAAUUUUUCCUAGCUUUAUGGUGUGCGGUUACAGGUUCUAUGUUUGUAUUUCCUGGAAUACGUACAGCUAAAAUGCAUUGGGAUUGUCUUAGAUAUUAUGAAUGCAAUGAGCUACAUGGCAAAUAUUUUUCUUUUAGUUCAACUUUCAUUAAAGGUUUUAUGAAUUUCAGUUUAAUUACUCAUUUUUUGCUUGUUUUACUUUGGGUAAAACCAAUAGCAGUGGAUUUAUUGACAGCAAAAAAUCUUUCUGGAUUAAAUAAACCAUUAAUUACAUUGGAACAGUUUGAAAGCUUAAGAUGUUGGAUAGUAGUAUUAGUGGUAUUUCAAAGAUUAUAUCUCAUGCCUAUGUUUAUGCAAGCUUAUCUUAAUAUGGCUCAAGAGCGUUUGGAACAACAAAAAAAAGAAGCUGGAAGAAUUACUAAUGUAGACUUACAAAAACAGGUGUCUGUGAUCUUUUACUAUACAUGUGUUGUAGUGUUACAAUAUGUUAUACCACUUGUAAUGAUGUUGUUCUUCAUAUUUUUUUAUAAAACACUAGGCAAUUUCAGUUGGAUUCAAGUUAUUACAAAUUCUUCAACAAUAGAUAAUAGUAAUCAACAUUCAUUACUUGAUGCUAACAUAGCAUAUUUUUCUAUUCAGUCUUUAAAACAAGUAUUAACAGUAGAUGUCUAUCGAGGAAUAUUUGGUUUUGCUACGUGGUGGAUAUGUUUUUCGUGGUUUCUAUCUCUGUCAGUUGGUGUAUUCUAUCAAUCUUACUUAGCACCUAAGUAAUAACCUAAUUAAAGUAUUUUUUAUUUUUAAAUAUGUUAAUGUAAUUCCUAGGCAUAAUUUUUGUAAGGGAACAAAAAUGUUAAGAUAAUCUUAAAUGUUUGAUAACAGAUAAGCAUAUAAAUGUCAGUCAAUAUUAGGAAUAUUUAGUUUAAUAGUUUUAUUUUUAUUUAACAAUUAAAUUAUUUGUAUAUGUUUAAAAUAUAACACAAACCUUUGUUUA
Molecule: messenger RNA, 2089 nt
Organism: Aphis gossypii (cotton aphid)
Lineage: Eukaryota; Metazoa; Arthropoda; Insecta; Hemiptera; Aphididae
Gene: emei
Product: transmembrane protein 161B
Exons: 11
Coding region: 439-1869 (476 amino acids)
Source: RefSeq, a predicted model, not a curated record